Macrobrachium nipponense is the source of this 4037-nucleotide messenger RNA. Its product is annotated as activating transcription factor 7-interacting protein 1-like. Gene Ontology annotation, molecular function: protein binding; transcription coregulator activity. Bases 153 to 3593 code for a protein of 1146 amino acids. Gene Ontology annotation, cellular component: nucleus; transcription regulator complex. The record is from RefSeq and is a predicted model, not a curated record. Lineage: Eukaryota; Metazoa; Arthropoda; Malacostraca; Decapoda; Palaemonidae. The transcript is spliced from 15 exons. Gene Ontology annotation, biological process: regulation of DNA-templated transcription.
GGGAGAGAGAACCGGGCGGGUUUUAGAGCCGCCAUUUUCCUUUGUCUUACGCUUCACACGCUGCUUCGUCUUGCUUCUGUGCUUCUUCCGAAUUGGGGGGUUAUUCGAGUGUUCCUAUAGUGUUCGUUGUUGCCGUUCGUGGGAAGAGAGCCAUGGCGAGUGAUGGGGAGGUAGCCGGGGCCUCCGGCGACAGCGAGGGAAAUUAUGAGUUCAAACAUAUUGAUCUCGGUGGGAUUAGUGGUGCUGAUCAUAAUACUGUUGACAAAAAGGAAAUCGUAUCACAGAAAUCGGAUGGUGGUGAUGACAGUGCUCUCGCUGACGAGAGUAUGAGUGAUGAUGGAGGGGGCGGGGUCACUGGUGGUGAGCAAGACGAUGGGGUUGAUAUUGCUCAUGACAGUCCUCACGAGGACGGCACAGGGAAAAAGAAAAUUCUGUCCCGUGAACGGAACGAGUGGGCGCAGGAUGUGUCGAAGAGGAAACGGAAUUCCGGGGAGGAAUACAUCAGUGUCAAAUCGAAAAAAGUGAUGCCGGCGAGAGAACUAGGCCCACCCUGCAGAGAUGGGUGCUUCGGGAAGAUCGGCUACGAGAACGUGCAGACAAUUUUCGAGAAUUUUUGGAAGCUGGGUGACUACAACAGUCAGAACGACUACCUGCAGGCGCUCAUCCAAGACGCCCCCGUGAAGAGGAAGAAACACGCGGCAGCGAGCACCCGCAAGAACCAUAUCUACACGAUCCAGCACGGCAAGACCUUCAUCGUGUGCCGGGAAGCGUUCAAAUCCAUCCAUGGCAUCAAGGAGAGGAAAUUGCUCGUGGUCCUGGAGAAGAGGCACGCCUCUGACACUGGCACCACCCCAGGGGACCGCCGAGGGAAAAAACCCAACGUGAGGGCCAUCAAGGGCGCCAGACUGAAUCACGUGCACGAGCACAUCCAGUCUCUCCCGGCGACGUCCAUCCGAUGUGAUCGCUGCGGAAGUUCCCAAAAGAAGCACCUGGAGGCGGGGGGCAGCAUCAAGGGCAUUCAUGGGCAAUAUUGCACCUGGAUGGACGAAAACUAUCGAGAUGAACCGAAGGUCUCGGAGAGGUUCUACAGAACGGUCUUCACGAGAGAUUACGACAUGGCUUUCGAGGCCCCAAGGCAGUUCAUCUGCGACAUCUGCAACGAACUUUCAACAAAUGACGCCAACGCCCAAGGGGAGGCGACAGAGGAAGAUGAGAGCCUAGGGCAGGAGCACAUUCGCGAGGGCAAGACUUCUCAGACCCUACUGAGGAGCUCGAAGGACGCGCCGCCUGACGACGGGCUAAAGACGGCUGCAAUCGAUCAGGCUUACGCCGACGAACUCGCUCUGGGCAAUGGGACAGAAAACAGUAGUACUUCGGCUGCUCAUUACGAGCGACUUCAGCGAAGGGAGAGGCAGGAUAAAAAUCAGGGCGCCUCAUUGGCUAACCACUCCUCGACAGAAUCAUCCUCCUUAAUGAGUUCCCCUGGGCCUCCUACAGUCGGUACUAUGAAGGCUAUGGAACCACCAGCAGCACCAAUGAUUAGUGUUCCAGAAGGGGUUUUAAAAGAGUUUAUAAGUAACUCUCCUUCUCCUCCAACAGCAGCUUUAGUCAGCAAUGAAACAAGUGUAGAUUCACCAAAAGUGGCUUCACAGACACGUACUCCAUCUCCAGAUCUACCUAAUGCCAGGAAUGAUUCGGCUCUUCCUACAGACACUCCAAACCAUGUUGUAAAUGGUGUGCAAAAAGAAAGUGAAAGCACUAACGAUGAUGUUGAAAAUUGUAAUGUGAACAGUGAUGGUAGUGAUACUACAUUAUCACAAAAGGAUUCAGAGUUAACCACAUUAAAUACAGACUCUGAAAAACGGUUAAAUGGAACAGUCACACCGUCCCUAAAAAGACCAAGUGAAGAGUGUUCUUAUCAGGAUUUGAAGAAAGUUCGGGUAUUUUCAGAAGAAAAGAACAAGAGCAUAGAAUCCUCAGUCCAGGAGUUCAAUAAGCAUCUGGAUCAGGAAUCAAAGAAAUUAGAUGAAGAUGAAAUAAUGUGUUUAAGUAGUGUACCAAAGACUGAAGAAAAGAAGGUAAAUCUUGUGACUGAGCCAGUGUCAAACUUUGAUAGCCUUUUACCAAAAUUCGAAGCUAAAAGUGAGUCCAUCAAAAAAAAUGAUUUGGAAGUUUUAACUCCAAAGGUAGAUGAUGCGUUAUGGCAAGAUAAAUCAAAGGUUGUUGGUAGAUUACGGAAACUUUCUAGAAAGGAACUUGAGAAAAUUAUUUUGCGGCUCUUUUGCGAAAAAACUCUUUACCAGUGUGAACUUGGUCGACAGAAGAUUCUAUGUGAAAAAUUGGAAACGACCUUGGAAGCCAGUCGCAAAAAGACUGCUCAAUUUCACAAAGAGGUAGAAGAUUUGAAAAAGGUGACUAACAGAUUAUCUGCAGAACAAGCAGCAAGGAAGGGACAGUUUGUUGCACCCAUCAGAAUAAAGAGAUCAGUAGGCAUUCAGGCAGCUCCCCAUAUUAUUAAUAAAGGUCUCCAGCAUGCUCAGAGUAACUCUAUCAAAACAAUAUCGCCAAGAGCUGUUUCUGGUAAGGGUUCACCAGGGACAGGUGUUCAAGGAAGAAUUCCAAGUAACCAGACCAGUGCUACAUUCCAGUCAAAGAUAACUCCUAACCAUAGUCCAAAUAAGGCUGCUAGUGGAGUUGUAGGUGGUAUGAUAUUGUCUGCCUCACAGCCUGGUGGACGUCCACAAACAGUUGGUGGUGCUACUUUGAGUCAUACAUCCAUUCCCAUGGGACCCGUUUCACAGCAGGCAGGCCCCAUUGGUGCUGUUCGGCCUGCUGGACAGAUGCUGAUGAUGACACAGCCAAGCCCGGGUAUGAUGCAAACGAUACCAAGACCAGCAGUUGCAGGUCAGCAGGGUAUUCUAACAGGUCAGCCAACAUUACCUGCUCCUGGAACACUAGUAAAAGUUCCAGUUACUGGCUCUACUCAAUUGGUUGCCAUUCCACAAACUGCUGGGGUUGUCCUCCUUCCAAAUGCUUCUACUGGUACAGCUCUUGUGGUUAGCCAAGUGUCGGGGGUGCAAAGUGUCAACAGCGUUGGUAAUCCUGUUGUAGCUCAGGCUCGAAUUGGGUCCCUAAGUACACCACGUGUUACAGGAACAUCUUUCAGACCUGUCUCUGCCACAACAACCACUGGUUCUUCAGGAGGAUCCCAGUCGAAUCGUCAUCCUGCACCACUUCCAAGAACGCUGGCUCAGCAAGUUGCUGGGCUGACAAAAAAAUUACCUCCACAGCCUACAUUAAAACUUUCUCAUAAAGAAAACAGUAUUGUCUUGUCUUGGACAAUGUUAAGAAAUGAAGACCAUGAAACUAUUGCUAGUUACCAGCUGUAUGCUUAUCAGGAAGGAAAUUCUCCUCCCAAUCCUAGUUUAUGGAAAAAAGUUGGAAGUGUGAAGGCCUUAGAAUUGCCAAUGGCUUGCACUUUAACUCAGUUCAUGCCAGGACAUGUCUACCACUUUGCAGUACGUGCUGUUGAUAUCAGGAGCCGCCUUGGACCAUUCUCUGAACCCAGAAGCAUUAGAUUGGAGAAAAAAUAAACUACCAGAUAUACAUUCAUGUUUAUAACAUUUCAUCCCAUUGACACUUCCCUACAAGGGAUUUUGCCAUUAUAAAGUAUAGAAACAGAUUUCAUGUCAAGAAUUUCAGUCUACCUAAGUCAUGAUCAUUGUAUCUAUUUUCUGUGUUAUAAGUACUUUAUUUUAGCUGGAAUUCAUCAAACCGAAGAAAAUUGAUUCUUCAAAAUGCACUCUUGAGAUGCAAGUCCAUUUUCAUAAGAUUGUCAUCAGACAUUUAACUGUACAAAUGUAUAUAUGAAUAUGUAAUUUAACUUAAGGUCUUAAUUUAUUUGACCUUAUAUUUAUCAGAUUCUUAGUUCUUUUUUUUAUUACAUCUUGUAUGUGUGAAAGAUAAAAGUGUGUGUGUAUGUGUGUGUGCAUGCUUUUGGAGGAUGAAGCUUUAAGAAAUUAAAUGUUAUAGUCUGA